AUGGACUUCGAGACCAUGCGGCGCCUUCGGGAGUCCGACCCGGCCAAGUUCACCGACAUCGGGCGCUCGAAGAACAAGGGCGGGGUUCGACUCGCUGGGGUCAAUCCCGGGGGUCAACAGGUUCCAAACGCGAGGCUCGCGUCGGAGGUUCGGACGGGACCGCCGCCCGACGAUGACCCGCUGGCGCGCGUUCCGGGGUACUACGAGACGGGCCCGAGCAAGGACCCGGCGUCGUUCAACUACGUGCCCGCGCACAAGCGCCAGUCCCCCGCGCGGACGCCGGGAACCGGCGCGCGACGGCCCGCGCCCGACCUGAAUUCACCAUCGUCAGCAGGUGGGGCCGCGCCAAAGGGCCAACUCGCGGCGAUGUACGCCGCGGACGACGAGUUCAACGAGGACCGGAUGACGUACACGCGAGAGUUCGCCGGCCAGAAGAGGUGCGCGGAGUGCAACAAGUGGGGCGUGCGGUCGCAGUGGGCGCCGAGCGAGUGGGCCAAGGAGGGCGACGUCUACAGGCACUGCAAGCGGUGCGCGCCCUCCAAGAUGGCCUCGGCGGGAAAAUUCGCGCUCGCCGCUCAAGCGAUCGCGACGCCGCCGCCGAAGCUCAAGGACGACCGCGUAUCGUCCACGUCCACGUCGACGCUGCGCAAGUCCAAGACGGACAAUGCCGUCGCGAGGGCGGACGCCGCGGACAAGAAGAAGGGCGCGAGGGCCAAGAAGCAAUCAGCAUCCAAGCUGCCCGAGAUUCGACGCUCCAGCCUGUUCCCCGAGGGAUACUCCGUGGCGGUGCAGAUGAAGUCGAAGUUUCGCGAGGAGGACGCGCAGCGCGCGGCAGUACCGCCGCGCAAGCCCCUGACGCUGGACGAGUUCAAGCAGACCAAGGAGUACCGCGACGUCCUCGAAUCGGACGAGCUCGUGGCUAAGACGCUGAAGGAGGUGCGAGAACGGGAGGAACGCACGCGACGGGAGAUUGACGAGCUCAAGAAGAAACGACUCGAGCAGCGCAAAGUUCACGCGGACACCGUGGACGCCAUCAGGGCCGAGGCGGACGGGAAACUCAGGGGCGCCGGGCCGCUGAACCUCCUCAAGAGCCGAGCGGCGGCGGCGGGCGGGGGGAGGUCCUCGUCGCAGUCGCCGUCGCCGGGCUCGGGUGGGUCCGGCGAUUAUCAUUCGUCGCUUCGCAAGGGCGAGUCGCCGGAGGAGCGCGCGGACAGGCUGGCGGCGGAGGAGGUGCACGCGCGCCUCAGCGCCGGCGCGGACCCGUCGCGCGGACCCGUCUACGACCAGACGUCCGCGCGAUCUCCCGCGGGGCGGCUGACGACGGAUGCGAACUCGUCGGAAGCGAGGCGCCGCCGCGGGGAGGACUCCGCCGACCGAUCGCGACAGGAGUUUGCGCGGAAGAUCCACGCCGUCGAGGCGUCAGCGCCGAACGGGCGCGAGUCGUUCGACGCGGUGUACGAGGCGAUCGAGUCCCCGGAGGUUCAGAAGAAGAUCUCCCCGCCCAAUCCCGAUCCUCCUCGAACGAAUUCGUUUGGCGUUUCGUCCUCGCCGGGCGCCAACCUGAGGCCGAGGGCGCUCGACGCGUCCGGGGGGUACGACUCGAGCCCGGACUCGCUCAACGGUAGCCACCGCUCACCCGGCCGCGUCAGCUUCGAGGACGAGGCCGUCACCCCGAACACCAAGGCUGCGCUCCUCGCCAAGGCGCGGAACCUCCUCGCCGAGGCCAAGGCUCCGGAGCAGCGCAAAAAGAUGAACGAGGCGGUGUCCGUGUGGACGGAAGCCUCGCGCGGCAUGCUCCCCGCGAUCAACCCGCUGGAUUCGCGGCGGGGGAUACUCAAGACGCCGUCGAGCGGCACCGGGUCCCUCGGCCUCGGUGACUCGCCGCCCAAGGAGGAGUAUUACUGCGCGAGGUGCGGCGUGAAGCAGGCGGAUCCCUUUGCAAACUUUUGCGCGGGAUGCGGCGCCCCGCUCGAUAACUCCAACUCGCUGCACAAGGCGUCGAGGGACGGGCACCUGCCGGUGAACAAGAAGAAGAUGACCGCGGACGACGUCAAGCUGCCGGUGGGGCCGGGCGGGCGGCAGCUCAGCUACCGCGGCUCGAUCGAGAAGGAGCUCCGCGAGCGAGCCGAAGCCGCCGCGAGCGAGAAGAAAAAUACUUUUUCGCUGAAGGACGGGAGCAAGUGGAAGAUCGCUCAGGACCACUACAACGCCGGCGACGCCUUUCACAACGCCCAUCGUUUGCCAAACUACCUCGCCGCCACGGACGAGCACGACGAAAUCUAUCGCGACGGCGACGACGAGAUAUUCCAGACGGCUAACAAGUACGGGUAUUCCUUGGACAUGUACGGCCCUCAGAAGAAGACCAAGAAGCGCGUGCCGAGGUCGCCGCAGACGUACCACCGCAUGCACUCCAAGGCGUUCGGCACCUACCUCUACGUUGACAGGUGGGGCGAGACGGGCGCGGAGGAGCGGGUCGACAGGAUACAGCACUCGGAGAAGCGACGGUGCGCCAUGUGCGGCUUAUUCGGUAAGCAGAUCCGCUUCAGCGACAGAGAAUGGGACGCCGCGCAGCCCAAGUGCCGGUCCUGCGAGGUGGCGCCGAGAGACGCCUUCACUGGGCCGAAGCUCCCGCGCGCCAAGCACUUCAUGCGACCCACCGCCGCGCACAGCAAUUUCGCCGGAGCGCUGGACGACGACAACUACUCGGAGGAUAACUUUUACGCAGAUCUUCACGGCUCCAGAUCCGUCGGCGGGGGGAGUGCGCGGUUCGAGCGGGAGAGGGACCCCUUCGACGACCUACCCUCCGCGGGCAGGCCGAAGCCCAGGCCAAUCUCCGCCAAGGAGAGGCCGGAGUGGAACACCUCGAUCGUCUCCAAGCGGGGUUUCCACGAGAAUACGUUCAAGUCGGCGACGAGUUCACGUGUGAAUCCGCAGUGGAACAAGUCCUCGGAGGUUACGCCGGCUACGUCGAGGAAGGCUCCGGUUGAGCAGCUGAUCGAUUUCGACGGCGCGCCUCGGAGCAAGAGGGACUCCCCGGGCGCGGUGGACGGCCCGCAGAGCCCCGGGGCGGGGCUCUGGUACGGCAGCAGCGCGUCCACGCCGGCUAAGGCGUACCAGGUGCUGGUGGACGCGUGCAAGCUCAAGGAGGAGGAUUGCUUCCUCUACCUCUCCAAACGGUUCGGUCGAUACAGCGAGGCGUCCCGGGGGCGAGAAGCCAGGGGCGAGGCCUUGGCGCACUUCAAGGAGUUUCUCCAGAAAGCCGAGAGCAAGGGUUUGGUGCCGGAUUGGUGGUCCGAGGAGAACACCGCCGAGCUGUGCAGGGCGUCGCAGAUGCCCAACUCGCCGUAUUACCUCAAGCUCAUCAAGUUCGGCGAGCCGAUGACGACGACGACGGAGAUCGCCGCGCGUUGGGGUCUCGCGGGAACCGAAUCCCUCCGCGACCUCCACUUUGACAUCGACCCGGCGCCGUGGGCGGGGUAUCGCGCGCCCACCCCGCCGGACGAGCGGCAAUACGCGUUUAAAUCUGGCGAGACGCCUUUGGAUCAGAAAAUCAUGGAGGUGCUCGGCAAGGCGCCGAGCGGGGCGAGAAAGGACGCGGCGAAAUCGCACCGGCCGAAGUGGGAGUACGACCAGCCCCUCUACGAUCAGUACGGCAACCCGAUCUCGCGCGACGAGGACGGCGAGGAGUACGGCGACGAGGACGGGGAGUACUCGGAGGGGGGUACCUUUUACCCCUUCGAUGAAGACGACGACGGGGAAUACUCGGAAGGCGGCACCUUCUACCCCUUCGAGGACCCUUACGACGACUACGAGGCGGCGUCCAUCGCGCGCGUCCCGUCGGAGCAUCCCGAUCACCCGGCACCCCGGCCGCGGGGACCCGCCGAACCCGUGCACGUAUCGGACGACGGGUUCAUCGCCGGCAUGGGCAUGAAGCAGGCUCCGCCCCUGGGCACCCCUGGGCACCCCGACAAGUCCCCCGCGGGCAAGGGGCCGACGAGGUCGCCGCAGCCGCCUUCCGACGCGGACUUACUCCAGAUCGGCAUCGACGCGUCCACGAUGACCGCCGAGGAGAAGAACGCGCUGGGUCUGGACGGCUCGGACCCCGUCAAGGCUGCCGCGCUGGCCGAGGCCAUCGAGCGUCUCCGAGUCGAGUCCGGAUCCUCUCCGGGUGCGGAAAAACCGACCCAAGGGGACGCGACGGGCGGCGGGAAGAUCAAGAUCAAGGAGUGGGGCGGCGAGGACGCCGAGCCGACGAGCGAGCGAAAGAAGAAGGCCGCCGCUGUGUGGGACGACAUCUCGGAGUCCGACGAGGAAGACGACCGGCCCGAGAAGAGCGGGCGGUGGAAGCCCAAGGCGAUGCUCAUCGGUAAAAACUUUCUCGAGCAGCAGCUCGCCGAGCGCACGCACUGGGAGCCGCUGAAGCCCGGUUUCAUCCUCUCCGGCGCGCCGCCCACGCCCCCGAUGAAGUCUAAACAGGCGGAGAUGGCGCGCAAGUGGCGCAACAAGACGUCCGCCAAGAAGGGCGGGAAGGUUGACUACAAGGAGAUGGGCGUGAUGGCGCUGCUCGGCGUGGGCGGCAAAGGCGUGAAGCGCGACAAGCGGCUCAGCACGUUCAUGGCCGAGACUUCCUCUUCCAAGGGCAAGAAGGGCGAGAACGCGGGGGCGACCGCGGACGAGGUGAUGAAGGGCAAGGCGGUCGCCGGCGGCGGCGGCGGGUUCAAGAGGUUUGGGCAGGCUGUGCUCCAGCAAAACAACGCGGGCCCGGUGUCCGAAAACUACGUCUUUGCCCAGGGUGCCCACCAGGGUAGCCACGUCUCGUUCGCCGACGAGGCUGGCUCCACGCCCGUGUUGGACCUCACCACGAAAGCGGCCGCGCCUCUCGUGAACAACGCCCUCGUGCUCAGCGGCCGUAGCCGGUGGGGAACUUACGAGGAGGACGACGCCUACGCGGUUGCGGUCAAGUCGGCUCUGGGCGACAGAGGCGUCGAGGUGAGGGGCGGUCACAGGCGCGGCGGCAUGAACGUGUCCGUGGAAUCCCACCGCGCGGUCGUCCUCCUGGGCGUCGGGGGCGCGGGGACGGAUACCCUCGGGGAGUCGGCCAACUUUUUGACGGACGCUGAUUGGCUCCGAUCGCUUCUAGAAUUUGUCCGACGCGGCGGACGCCUGGUGCUCCAGGGCGACGGCGACGCCGCCGAGCGAAUGUUUGCCCUCUUCGGCCUCGAUACAUGGAGGUUCAGCCCGAACGGCCGCGAACGCGCGGACUUCAGAUGGAACCCCGCGUGCGUUAUAACGGCCGGGGACGGCGGCGCGCAUUGGCGCGGGUGGAACGGCGGCUUCAGGGUUUACAACGCGAGGUGCGCGCUGUUGACCGGGGUGGCGGCUUCCGAUCGCGUCUUUGUCCGUGGCGACGCGUUUGGGAGUAACGAAAUAUCGUCGGAUGGCGGCGAGGAUGAGGAGGCUUUUGUCGCGGUCGCCGCGGCGGCGUACGGGGACGGACUGGUGUGCUUCGUCGGGGACGAUAACGGGGAGGAGGAGUCGGUCGAUCUGGUGGCCAGGCUCGCGACGACGCCCAGAGUCGCGGGACGUUGA
Micromonas commoda is the source of this 5589-nucleotide messenger RNA. RefSeq lists its product with no specific name. The record is from RefSeq and is a predicted model, not a curated record. Lineage: Eukaryota; Viridiplantae; Chlorophyta; Mamiellophyceae; Mamiellales; Mamiellaceae. Bases 1 to 5589 code for a protein of 1862 amino acids. The transcript has a single exon.